Molecule: messenger RNA, 643 nt
Organism: Caenorhabditis angaria
Lineage: Eukaryota; Metazoa; Nematoda; Chromadorea; Rhabditida; Rhabditidae
Source: the annotation of a GenBank genome assembly
AUGAAACUUCAAAUUCUAUUUUUUGCUUUCACUAUUUUCGAAUUCACAAAUGCGAGUGUUCAAAAUAUAACAGUCAAAGGAAUCGCAGUUUGCAAUAAGAAACGGUUGGCGAAAGCAAAUGUUGUGCUCAUUGAAAAAGAUCGAUGUGAGUUUUUUGAAAACAUUUAAAAUAUGCAGUCCCAAAAAAUAAGCAGACACAAAAAAUAAGCAGUCCCAAAAUUCUCUGUUUCUCUGCGUCUCUCGUUGAUUAGCAUGCAGAGAGAUAAAUAAGCAGUCCCAAAAAUAAGCAGUCCCAAAUUUCUUUAUUUCUCUGCGUCUUUCUGAAUUCUGAAAUUUUCAGUUGACCCAAAUGACGAACUUGCGCACAUCGAAACAAAUAGUGAAGGAGAAUUCGAACUUUUUGGAAAAGAUAACGAAAUCUUCACAAUUGAGCCAAUUAUUCGAAUUACUCAUGCUUGUAAUACAGAACCUGUGAGUUUUUUUGUUUUUUUUUUUGCAAUUUAAAUUACAUUUUUUUCAAAUUUAGAACUGCCUACGAACUUCGGAAUACAAAGUUCCACAAAAUCUGAUUGGCUCAAUUUACAAUAUGACCUAUGUUGUUUUGGACGUUUUUGUGCAUAAUGAUAAAACUAAAUGUAAAUAA